Messenger RNA from Candoia aspera, 1312 nucleotides. RefSeq names its product synaptoporin (gene SYNPR). Gene Ontology annotation, cellular component: synaptic vesicle membrane; synaptic vesicle. Lineage: Eukaryota; Metazoa; Chordata; Lepidosauria; Squamata; Candoiidae. Bases 223 to 1110 code for a protein of 295 amino acids. The record is from RefSeq and is a predicted model, not a curated record. The transcript has 6 exons.
GAACGCGGGCAGCCCGCCCCCUCCUCCCUUUCCCUCCUCCCAGCGCGCUCGGCUCGGGCGUGGAUAUUCUCCGGGAACUCAGCUCGCUGUCCAGCCUGGGCUCCUCGCCGCAGGCGACGAGCCUACAGCCUCUUCCGGGCGCUCUUCGCAGCUGGCUGCUGCAGCCACCGUCGCCGGUGCCUCGAGCGGAGCUGCAGUUUGCGCGCUGAGAGCUGGGCAGGGAUGGAAACCGUCAACCAGCUGGCCUCCAAGGGCAGUUUCCAGGCGGUGAAGGAACCCCUGGCUUUCCUGAGGCUGCUGGAGUGGCUUUUUGCAGUCUUUGCAUUUGCAACAUGUGGUGGCUAUUCUGGAGGACUGCGGCUCAGCGUGGACUGUGCAAACAGGACACAGAGCGACCGCAGCAUUGACAUAGCCUUUGCCUAUCCCUUCAGGUUGUACCAGGUGAAUUUUGAUGCUCCCACCUGUGAAGGCAGACGAGAAAAACUUUCACUAGUAGGCGACUUUUCUUCUUCUGCGGAAUUCUUUGUCACUGUGGCCGUCUUUGCCUUUCUCUACUCCUUGGCAGCCACAGUAGUUUACAUUUUCUUCCAGAACAAAUACCGUGAAAACAACAGGGGUCCUUUGAUUGACUUCAUUGUGACAGUGGUGUUUUCAUUCAUGUGGCUUGUGGGCUCUUCUGCUUGGGCUAAAGGACUAUCUGAUGUGAAGGUUGCCACUGACCCAGAUGAAGUACUGUUACUGAUGUCAGCUUGCAAACAACAGUCCAACAAGUGCUUACCUGUGUACAGCCCUGUUAUGUCAAGUCUUAAUACUUCAGUUGUCUUUGGAUUCUUGAACUUUAUUCUCUGGGCAGGAAAUAUCUGGUUUGUUUUUAAGGAGACUGGUUGGCAUUCUUCAGGUGCAAGGUACCCUCAAGACACCCUUGAGAAGCAGUCCAGCAGCUAUAACCAAGGAGGCUACAAUCAAGAUAGCUAUGGGUCGAGUGGUGGGUAUAACCAACAGGAAGGCAAUUUUGGGCAGCAAACUAAUUAUGGCCAAGUUGACGAGUUUGGCCAACAGCCACAGAGCUUUAGUCAGAGUGGCCCAACUUCAUUUACUAAUCAAAUGUAGCAGCUGCAGAGUUCUGAGAGCCCUUAUGCUGAUCGUUUUGUGUAGAAAGCUCAAACGUGGUGAUAGACAGCCCAUUUCUGAGUGUUUGUAGAUUAAUGUGAUGCAGAGUUUCAGCUAAUUCAAAGGUCCAUGAAUAUGAGCUGCGGGAGGUGGGCUGUGGCUCUUGUUUGUUUGCAGAUGAUGCAGCUCCCCCAGUGAAUGA